UGAUAUGGGCGAGACCAAGUACCGAAUUUGAUAACAUUGUGUUACUCAAUGAUUUUAAUAAAUUCUCUAGAGUCAUCACUAAGAUCUGUAGAGAGAUCAACAGGAGUGAAGAGGAGAGGGGGUUCAGUCAGAGAUCAAGGGAACCUAAGAGCCAUCAACAAGAUUUUGUACAAGAGGAAGAUGAAGCCUGGGAUUCAGAAACGUUUGAUAUGAGUGAUAAUGACUAUGAGAACCCUGACGAGGACGACAGUUAUAUCUGUGCCUUGUCUGACCGCCUGCCACCUGCAGAGGGAGAGGAGGAAGAGGAGAGUGAUGGUGACUAUGAGCCUCCUCCCUCAGCUACAGAGGAGAUCCCCCGCCUCCUCAAUCUCCCCAAGCCCCUAGGGAACAGUGACUAUAUAGAUUCUGUGCGUGGAGGUCCGUCAGUAACUCUUCCUAAUGGAAGGACUCCGAGACCACACCAGCGCCCUGGUCCUCAAGCCCUGGCCACCAGCCAUAACACACUGGCCAGACCUCCCACAUCCAGACUAGACCCCUCCCCUCAGAGGCCAUUCAAAGCUGCAGGCAAAUCAGGCCCUUCUGUCCCUCUGGUCGACCGAAGCAAGAAGCCUGGACAUCCCGCUCCCACCAAGAAACAACAUCAUCACACAAACACCAAAACAACUCCUACAAGAGAGGGCAGUCCAUUCAGCUCUCCCCAGCCCGCCAUAGUGAAGCCACCUCAACUAAAGGGCCCAAAGCCACCAGACUAUAGAUCCAGCUCCAGUAAACCUCCUGAUCCUUCUUACCCACCUCCUUUAAUGGUCCCCAACACAAUGCCAGGCACAGGGAAGGCCAUUGAUCCUGAGUGGUAUGGAGGACUGGUGACCAGAGGCCAGGCUGAAGCAUCUCUCAGAUGGGUUAACAAGGAUGGAGCGUUUCUGGUGAGGGACAGUUCCAAGGGGUCUUCUGAGCAGCCCUACACCCUCAUGGUGCUGAACCAAGGCAAGGUCUACAACAUCCAGAUACGUCACCAAGGCAACACAUACCACCUGGGCACCGGCCUCAUGGGUAGCGAGAGUUUUUCAGGCGUGGAGGAGAUUAUAGAACACCACACACACACCCCUCUGCUGCUCAUAGACAUGGAGAGAGGACCUGGAGCACAGAGCCAGUGCUGCCUGCUGCACCCUGCACCACUCUGACCAGAACCAGCAGCACAGGAGACACUGUGUGUGUUCUCAAUGACCUGGUUAAAUAAAGGGAAGAAAACAAGUGUAUAAAGUAGCUGGUAAAGAUUGAUUUUGAUUUUUGAUUUGAUUUGGAUAAAAUUUUGUCCCCAUUUGGACUAAUCUUCCAAGAGUCC
Messenger RNA from Salvelinus sp. IW2-2015, 1342 nucleotides. It is a transcript of the gene lcp2b, whose product is annotated as lymphocyte cytosolic protein 2b. NCBI's taxonomy places the organism in Eukaryota, Metazoa, Chordata, Actinopteri, Salmoniformes, Salmonidae. Gene Ontology annotation, biological process: intracellular signal transduction; cell surface receptor protein tyrosine kinase signaling pathway. The record is from RefSeq and is a predicted model, not a curated record.